Molecule: messenger RNA, 1200 nt
Organism: Fusarium fujikuroi IMI 58289
Lineage: Eukaryota; Fungi; Ascomycota; Sordariomycetes; Hypocreales; Nectriaceae
Exons: 2
Coding region: 1-1200 (399 amino acids)
Biological process (GO): regulation of DNA-templated transcription
Molecular function (GO): DNA-binding transcription factor activity, RNA polymerase II-specific; zinc ion binding
Source: RefSeq, a predicted model, not a curated record
AUGUUUGGCACUCUCCAGUUCAACCAUUCAGCAAACGCAGGGCCCACCUUCGUCGAACGAACAGACGGUGCUGCAUUCAGCGCCCUGGGCAACAACGUCCUACAGCACACGGCAUGCGACCAGUGCCGCCAGAAGAAGCUCCGUUGCACGGGGCGCAAGACAGGCUGUGAGCGCUGCAAGGCUUGUUCUACAGAGUGUACUUAUACCCAGCUCUUUGGAAGCAACGUGCGGCGCAAAGACCGAAAGCGGACGGCCCGACAGAAUGAUGCUGCUGCACAGUCGCAGUCACCGUCAUCUGAGCAGCAGUCCGAAUCGGAUACCAUGCAGAGCACGGCUGCUGUUACCAACAGAACCUCCCCGAGCGCGUCGGCGCAGGGGGGGGAUAUUGGCGAUGAGAACGGUAGUAGUUCUUCUGUUGAUCCUUUAGUGAAUCCGUUGGAUGUAACGCUCCUAGAAAAUGCGGCCAUGAGCAGCAACACUCCGGGAGAUGAAUUCGUGUUCUUCGACCUGGACCGCUCCACUUUUGACCUGCCCGACUCCAACUCAUUGCCAGAUUUUCACUGGUCACCAUAUAGUAUACCUGGAAUUCCUUCACCACGCAGCACACAGCCCGACACUUUCAGCUUCCUGGAUUCUCGCUCGUCAACAGCCACGACAGUGACACAUAUGAUCAGCAAUCCCAUCAAUAUCAGUAACAGUACCUGUGCUGGCCGAUGUCUUAAGGUCAUGAAGUCACUGCUCGAGGAGCUCGAGACUCGCAUGCAAGACAUGAUACCCUGCAAAGCAGACGUUACACUGUCGUUUCAAAAACAAUCCUGUAUCGAAUGCACCCAGGUAGUCCGCUGCAAGAGCUGCUACACAGACCCAGACGCCAUGUUGUUUCUUGCCAUGAUUUGCGAUAAACUUAUCAUGCUCAACAAGAAGAUAAUCUGGUACACGAGGGAGGGUGCUAAUUUAGAGCAGCAAUUGCGCGUGGGUGAAUAUGAUGUAGACCAGAAUGAAGAAUGGGGGAGUAUGUUGCAGCUUCUUACGGUGGUGCAGCUGCGGAAGAUCAAAGCGCUGGUAGAUGAUAUUGAGAAAAGCCCAGCAAUCGAGGGGAGGCAUGCUCAGCUUAUAAUGCUAAAGAGUGUGAAACAGCAGGUCAUUGUGCUUCUAGGGAGGAUUAGAGAGGCGCUAUUUAAGGUUGUUGAUGAGCCAUAG